Diospyros lotus (date-plum) is the source of this 1974-nucleotide messenger RNA. RefSeq names its product two-component response regulator ARR18-like. The record is from RefSeq and is a predicted model, not a curated record. Lineage: Eukaryota; Viridiplantae; Streptophyta; Magnoliopsida; Ericales; Ebenaceae. The transcript is spliced from 8 exons. Gene Ontology annotation, molecular function: DNA binding; DNA-binding transcription factor activity. The coding region runs from base 1 to 1974 and encodes 657 amino acids. Gene Ontology annotation, biological process: phosphorelay signal transduction system; regulation of DNA-templated transcription. Gene Ontology annotation, cellular component: nucleus.
AUGACACUUUAUCCACCUCUUUCUGCAUGGUGGGAACGCCAGAAGGUCAGGGCCUGGUCACUUCAUUCCAAACCAGUCAGUCUAUGCAAACUGAAGAAAUCUGGCAUAAUUGUAGUCCAUGAAGAUCCAAUGUAUUCUAAACUCAUGACCGAUAUGCAUCAGUACUGCAAUCAUUAUGAAGUCUUGAAGUUUGGAAGCUUGAUCGAAGCUUUAACAGCCAUUAAGGAGAAAAAGGACAGCCUAAACCUCAUCAUAACAAAUGUCCACCAGUCAAAUACAGAAGGGAUUGAGAUCCUCCAGUACAUUGAAAAGCAACUUAAUAUUCCUGUCAUCUCAAUGCCUCCCAGUGAGAGCACAAGACUUGCAUCUGUAGAACUCUCUCGUGCAACUCAAUUGUAUCUUGUGAAGUCAUUGAGCGUGAGCAACUUUAAAGUCCUAUGGCAACGUGCUCAUGAAAAGGCGGCAGGCAAAGCAACCAGUGACCCAAGUGUAUCACUUGUCCAAGCGGGUGCAAUUGAAGCAAGGGUAGAGGAUACAUCAUCAUUUUUCAAAGCAUCAAGGGCUCAUCAAAAUCAAAACAGAAUAGAAGCUGGAGACAAACAUGAUAAGAGUGAGGAAAGUAGCAGAGAUGAUUUCCCAAGGGAGAGGAAACCAAGGAUUGUUUGGACUGAUUUGUUGCACAAUAAAUUCUUGGAAGCCGUUGACAUCUUGUGGCCCGACAUGGCUUUCUUAAACAAAGUACUUGAAGUUAUGAAUGUCCCAGGACUCACAAAAGAAAAUGUUGCCAGUCAUUUGCAGAAAUACAGGGCAUGCAUGAAGAGAGCUCAACAGAUGCAGUGGGCUGCUUCCUGUUAUGGCAUUAGCCUGCCAACUCGGCUCACAGAACCAUCCUUCCCCCCAAGCCUUUCUUCAAUAAUAAAUGAUCUGCAAAAUCCCAGGUUCAAGCCAUUCCAACCAUUGUUUAGCAAUAAUAACUCCAUGGCUUCCUUGGACUACUCUCGUUCAUUCCUCCGUGCAGCCUCAACAACCAGCAGCAUAUUCUCAAACUUGGGAAACAAAGAAUGGCUUACAGGGAGUAGCACUCUCAACCAAAAUCUCUUGAAGCUUGGAACUGCACCAAUCAUUUCUCCUACAGCUCCCACGCAAGUUGACCAAGGGCAUGCCCCUGAUAACACCAUCCUUCCAGGUCUGGGGCAACUCAAUCUAGGGCAUGCCCCUUUUAGCAUCAUCCUUCCCGGCAAUACGGAGAUUUCUUCUACAAGCCUAGGGCAAGGUGAAAUAAGGCAUGCCCUUUUUAACACCUUUCUUCCUAGCAAUGCAGAAAUUUCUUCUACAGGUCUAGAGCAAGUCUGCUUAGGGCAUGCCCCUGAUAGCACCAUUCUUCCUGGCAAUCUCAAAUCUGGAGGAUCAUUCAGCAAUGGCAAUCAGGUUCCAAGUUCCAGCACCAGUGGCACAGACGACCUCUUUGCAAAAGGUGGGAACUUGGUGGUCAAGGGCAGCCAGAAGGUUCUUCUUUCAGGUAAUGACGAGAACAUCAUAGACACAGCUAAUCUCCCUGCAGAAGGCAGGAAGUUCAUUGAGCUUGGGGAGAAAGAUUUUUCAGGUAAUGCUGAUAGCAUCAUAGAGAAUGCUAAUCUCCCUGUAGAAGGUGGCAAGUCCAGUGAGAAGGUUUUUCCAGACAAUGCCAAGAGCAGGAAAGAGAAGGUUUUUCCAGGCAAUGGCCAGAGCAGCAAAGAGGCAACUAAUCUUGCUGACAAUGCGGCCAAACCAGCAACAUCAUUCCCCCGCAACAACAGCCUUCUCUGCCACAAAUUCUUAGGUAUGAUGACGAAAUGCAGCUUUUUCUGGAUACAUUGGCGGCUGUGCCAGGAAGUCCAUCUGUCUUUGACAAUCUCAAUGAUUCCAUUUUCAAUGAUGACUCAGAUUGAUCUCUUCCUUCUCCAUUUCCAAUGGGCAAAGCACAACUGCCGUUAG